Molecule: messenger RNA, 1007 nt
Organism: Mollisia scopiformis
Lineage: Eukaryota; Fungi; Ascomycota; Leotiomycetes; Helotiales; Mollisiaceae
Exons: 2
Coding region: 52-654 (200 amino acids)
Source: RefSeq, a predicted model, not a curated record
CCAGAUUAUCAACCCCCUCACGAACCUCCCCUCCUCUUCAAACCUGCAAACAUGGCCACCAUCGACUCCGACAACUCCUCUCCGGACGUAACUGACCACGAGGAAAACAACGAACAAUGGGGUGACGACUCCGAGGAAAUUGAGCUCAACAACAUCAUGCAAGCAACCGCGACCCCUGUUGCUCUGCACUCCUCGUCUUCGAGCUCAGCUCUCAGCACCAAUUUGCCACCGAAGAAGAGGAAGAGUGCGAUGUCUAGGAAGGUCUCAAAAGCGAGCUCUUCCGGGAGGAAGAAGGAGAUUACGCCCAAGAUGCAGGAUCGGCAGGCGAGGGGGAAGGAUGCGGCGAUGUUUAGUAGCGAGGAUGAUUCUAGUGAUAUGGAUGGGAAUCCUAAAUAUAACCCCUACGAAAACGCAGAAAUCUACGAAGCCCGCCAACGCCGCCGCCUCGCCGCCGUAAUCCUCGACAACCCCGAGCUCCUCAUGAUGCACGCCCAGUCCCGCAACGACAGCAUCCCGGGUACCCGGCACUACUUCGCCAAGCUCCUGGCCGGGUACCAGGACGACGCUGGCAGCGCGGGGAAGUUUAGGGAGGAGUGGGAGAAGGGGGUGAGGGGUAAGGCGAAGGGGAAGGGGAAGAGGGGUUAUGGGUAUUGAGAAAGUAGUGAGACAGAGAGGAGCGGAGGUGGGAAUGGGCAUUGAAAGAGCAUCGAACGACGAACGACUUUUUGUUUCUAAGGUAGGGAGGAUUUCAUUUUAGUCUGAGCGUGGCGUUGAUUUGGGGGGGCAUGGGUAUGCAUCAUCUCUCUCUUCUAGGAGCAUUGAGCAUACAACACAGGGCGGCAGCGAUUCUCUACUAGGAGCAUAGCGGCAUAUACGGAGGAAGCGAUUCUCUUCUCUUCUCAUCACGAAUUUCAACAAUGAGCCUGAAUCUUGAUCUCUGUCUCUCUAUUUCUCUAUUUCCUGGGUACUGUUACAUGAUCGAAGAUAAAUCAUCCGUCCGUCCAGCU